Molecule: messenger RNA, 858 nt
Organism: Zasmidium cellare ATCC 36951
Lineage: Eukaryota; Fungi; Ascomycota; Dothideomycetes; Mycosphaerellales; Mycosphaerellaceae
Exons: 1
Coding region: 1-858 (285 amino acids)
Source: RefSeq, a predicted model, not a curated record
AUGGACUCGAUGCGGCAUCUGUCCACCUCGCUCCCUCGCGGUCGAAAUGAGCCCACCACCGAUCUCCUCUCCGACUUCAAGGCAGCUGCGCUUUCGGUUACAAAUCUGUACAAGACGGCGGCUAAGUCCCAAGACCGAGCUCGAGCAGCGGGAUAUCAAGAUGCAUUGGAUGAUCUUCUGACGUUCUUGGAUAAGGAGAGUCUGGGUCUCAUGGAUGGGGAAGGGUGGAGAGUACGGCAAUGGGCGACUGAGCGGCUAGAUGGAGAUGGGUCAGCACCCCGGCAAGGGACCGGCCCCAACUCGACAAUGGCAGAAGACGAGGAUGAUGGCAGCACGACCAAGGACGAUGAUAAAGAAGAAGAGCGAAGUUCGAGCCCAGAGGUGCAGCGGCGACCCCAAGCAGUGACGACUGUCAGCAGCGAUCUCACGGAGGAAGACUCUCAACACCGCCGGGUUGUCUCAGAACCACCACAACCAGCACCACUACAAAGCGAAUUUACUUUCCAGUCUAACCACGCAUAUCCCACGUCAAACCACGACCGGGACGGUAAUAACUCGAUGGAGCUGGAUUCAUCGACAACGCCACUUCAGCCCAGCAUAACCUCAUCCACGCCUUCAAGCACAGAGACGGUGCGGAUAGUAUCACGGCCGCAGCGUAACAAGCAACAUAACAGUCGAAGAAACGACAGUCGUAUCCCUACGCUCAACUUCAGCCUCGGCUCAGGCGCAGGCAACAAGCGAAAAAUGCCAUACCAAGACUUCUUCGACAUCUCCAACAUCAACACCGAUAAUAGCGAUCGAAAAGACGGCGGCGGAGGUGGUAAUGGCAGAGGUGGGAAGCGAGGGAGGCACGUCUAA